Molecule: messenger RNA, 754 nt
Organism: Amaranthus tricolor (Joseph's coat)
Lineage: Eukaryota; Viridiplantae; Streptophyta; Magnoliopsida; Caryophyllales; Amaranthaceae
Product: protein AE7-like 1
Exons: 5
Coding region: 161-628 (155 amino acids)
Biological process (GO): iron-sulfur cluster assembly
Source: RefSeq, a predicted model, not a curated record
AUUGAAGGACAAAACACGUGGUGUUUGCCAAUUUGACACACUGAAAACUUCCACUUUGUCCGCCCCCAGUUUCUCUCUCCUCCUGAUUCUCAGCACACAGCUCUACUUCCUCUGCUUUUAGCCUUAACAAUUUCAUCUCUUCUAACCAAAACGAAUCAACAUGACGGUGGGAUUGUGCAACGCCAACCCGAUUGUUCACCCCAGGAAACAAAGGGUCGCCCGUACUGAACACCUCGCUCAUUCCUCCUCCGCCGUUGAUCCCCUCGACGUCUAUGAUCAUGUACGUGAUAUACGAGAUCCGGAGCACCCCUAUUCACUGGAGCAGCUCAGUGUUCUUUCUGAAGAUUCUAUUACCGUUGACGAUAAUCUUGGUCGUAUUUUGAUAACUUUCACCCCAACCAUCCAACAUUGUAGUAUGGCUACUGUUAUCGGUCUGUGCUUAAGAGUUAAAUUAAAGCAUUGUUUUCCGCCACAUUAUAAGAUCGACAUCAAAGUAUCUCCGGGCUCUCAUGCGAAUGAAGAAUCAGUGAACAAGCAAUUGAAUGAUAAAGAGAGAAUUGCAGCGGCCUUAGAGAAUCCAAACCUACGCCAGCUUGUGGAUGAGUGCCUCUCUUCGAAUGAAAUUUGAUUAGUUUCAGUACCUUGCUUCUGUUGUACAGUAUAAACCGUUGUAAGUUGUAACAUAGUAUGGAUAAUGAAUCGAAACUUCUGGUAUGUAUUGAUGUAAUGUGAAUUUCGGAAGUGCUGUUUGUAA